CUCGGCUGUGCAUGGGGAUAAGCGAUCUCUGCGGGUUCCGAGGGCCUGCCACAACCGGCGACGAGAUCACUGAUGAUACCUUGCGGUUCUAACCUUGCGUGUAUAGGGUCCGAUACGAAAGCAGCAAGUGCGAACCACUCUGCAGAAGCGUGCGCAUAGACUUGCAAGUGUUUCGUGGCGGUGCGCACGUCGGCGCUACGCUUCAUUCAACUUCCCGAGUGAGCAUCGCCAUUACGGAAUUGGGUCAGUCUGCAGCGCUCAUCGCCUCCACUUCCGAGUUUGACUUGCAGAAGAAGAGUUGACCGCUGUGCCGAACUCUCCUCACUAUGAUGCAGUCGACUCCCCGGCGUGGGAGUACGAUGGAGCCCAUCCACUUCACCCCCGUGCAGCUCUACGAGAACGAGCGCGAGGACCUCAUCAAGCUCGCGCACCAGCAGUACAAGGAGCUGUUCAAGAACGUCCGGUUUGCGCAGGCCAACGGGUUCGCCACCAAGGUCAGCGCGUUCGCGCGUACGACGCGCGCCACGGUCUGCGCCGAGACGAAGAUCCACGCGACGAUCCCGGAGCUGGUCGACGUGUUCCUUGGCGACCGCACCAACGCCGCUAUCGGGUUCGCCCAGUCGCAGCAGAUCUACCGCUUCUUGGCGCCUACAAAGGAGCACCCGUACCGAAGUUGCGGCAUGCGGUGGUCGCUGUGGCACUCGCCUUCGAAGCUCAUCCGCCAGCGAGACAUUGUGUACCUGGAAUACAUGGACACUUUUGUGGACGAGCGUGGACGUCGCGGUUGGGCGCGGAUGACCCAGUCGCUGGAACACCGCAGUUGUCCACCUCUGAUGGGGUCACACAAUGUGGUUCGAGCGUUCCUGCACUACUGCGGCACGGUGUAUACGGAGACCGACAAGCCCAAUAUCCUCGAGGCCGUCACGUACUACGAUGCUGACACACAGGGCGUUCCCCCUUGGAUGACGAAGAUCGUGGCGAAUCGCAAGGCCAAGAACCCGCACAACCUUGAGCACCUCAUUCGGUUGGAGCAUGUCAUGAAGGAGGGGGUGGAACCGCAGGAGACGCGCGUGAAUGGCAAGUUUUGCGCUGGCUGCAGCGCAGUGUUGCCGAAGUGGGGACGGCACCGGAAGUGCAGAGACUGCAGCGAGCUCAUCUGCAAAAGCUGCUGCGACGUCGUUUACUGCGCGAUUCAGGGGCGAAAGAAGCUCAACCGCAUCUGCGUGCACUGCGUCGACGACUUCCUGGCGCGAACCAACCGGCAGCUGGAGCUCACGCUGCCGUCCAGUGGGUCGUUGCACUCGGACAGCAAAGUGAAUGCUCAUAGUUCUUACAGCUGCCGACUUAUCGUUCAGGUUCGAACCGGGGAGAUAGCGACUCCAGCACGGCAGGGUCCGACAGCCCACAGCCGCAGAAGACUGAAGAGAUCUUCCACAAGGACUUGGCAGGCGAGAAGCCCACGCAGAGAAACAGAAGCCGUCAUGCCUCGACCGCCACGGUGGACUUGUCGUAUUUGA
Messenger RNA from Phytophthora sojae, 1517 nucleotides. RefSeq lists its product as hypothetical. The transcript is spliced from 3 exons. NCBI's taxonomy places the organism in Eukaryota, Oomycota, Peronosporomycetes, Peronosporales, Peronosporaceae. The record is from RefSeq and is a predicted model, not a curated record. Bases 327 to 1517 code for a protein of 396 amino acids.